Molecule: messenger RNA, 783 nt
Organism: Trichoderma citrinoviride
Lineage: Eukaryota; Fungi; Ascomycota; Sordariomycetes; Hypocreales; Hypocreaceae
Exons: 1
Coding region: 1-783 (260 amino acids)
Source: RefSeq, a predicted model, not a curated record
AUGGGAGACGAGCAUCUCCCAUCCCACCGCCAACUCUUCGCGGCCCUCAUCCCGCCAUCGCCUCUCCCGGCAGGAAGCGAGUUCGCCGCCGGCACCGCCGAUGCUGCUGCUGCUGCUGCUGUUUCCAAGGCCAUCACAGACCGGCCCUCGCCUUUUGCCGAACAACACUCCAACUGGCGACGGCAACUGCUGACGCUCCACGUCAUCUUCCCGAAUCUCCUUUUGCCGGCCUUGGACAUGCUGGACCGGGGGCUCGUCAGUCGUCUCGUUGUGGCGGAUGGGGAGGAGCAGAGGGCCUCUGAGGCAGCUACAGCAUCAGUGCUGUCUCAUGCCGUCGUUGAAGCCGAAAUUGGAUCUACGGAUGAACAAUCGACGAGCCGGAGUGCCAACAACGGGCAAGAACCGGGCGUCACAGGUCGGAUAUGCAUGUACACAGUCCAAUCUGCCGCCUCGCCAACGUCCAGACGCAGACGGCAUACGCCGCUGAGGGCCAAGACCUACGCGGUGCAUCUUGACGCAUGGAAUUGCUCCUGCGGAGGCUUCGCUCUCGAUGCGUACUCCCAUUACGAUGCAAAGAGCAAGGACGAGCAGCAACCUUGCCAGAGCUCUGCAUUGCCUUUACGGCCCGCCAGCUUGGAACUGGCUUCGCCCGAUGAUGACUUUCCAUGCUGUAAACAUCUUCUUGCCUGCUUACUGGCAGAGAAAUGGAAGACUACCACGGGCCAUGUUCGAGACAGAUACAUAACAAAGGAAGAGUUGGCUGCCAUAAUUGGAGGCCCUUAA